Trichoderma reesei QM6a is the source of this 951-nucleotide messenger RNA. RefSeq lists its product as uncharacterized. The record is from RefSeq and is a predicted model, not a curated record. Bases 1 to 951 code for a protein of 316 amino acids. NCBI's taxonomy places the organism in Eukaryota, Fungi, Ascomycota, Sordariomycetes, Hypocreales, Hypocreaceae. The transcript is spliced from 2 exons.
AUGGCGGCAUCGCCCACCGUAACCAUCUCGGCCCUCGACGCCGGCCAAAUCACGCUCCCCGAGCACAUGUUUGUCACCGACGCCGACCCCAAGAAGAAGAACCUCGUCCCGUCGCUGUCGUUCCUCAUCCGGCAUCCGGAACCCGAUGGCAGCCUCACAAACCUCGUCUUUGACCUCGGCGUCAAGCGCGACUUGCAGUACUCGCCCGCGCAGCAGAAGGAGCUCGACAUAUGGCAGCCCAUCAUUACCGAUACGGAUUGCGCCCAAAGCCUUCGCAACGGAGUGACAGAUGCCGCCAAGACGGUUGAUGAUGCCGCCACAACCAACGGCCUCCUCUUGGAUCCGGCAAAAGACGUCGACUACAUCAUCAUCAGCCACGCCCACUGGGACCACACCGGCACGCCAUCCGACUUUCCCUCUGCGACAUUCGCCGUGGGAUCAGGAACCCUGGACCUCUUCAGGAACGGCGCCGGACCGGCCUAUCCCGCGAAAUUCUUCAACGACGACGAGCUGCCUGCUCUCCGGACCAUCGAGUUUCCGCCAAUUUCGCGCACGGCGUCGUGGGCGUGGAAGCCUUUAGGCGUGUUGCCGCAUACGCUCGACUUCUUUGGCGAUGGGAGUCUUUACGUGGUCGACACGCCGGGGCACAUUUACGGCCAUGUGAAUCUCCUUGCUCGAUUGGCGGAGCGGAGAUAUGUGUAUCUUGCUGGCGACUGUUGCCAUGAUCGACGGCUGGUGUCUGGCGAACGGGAUAUCGGGCUGUAUGACGAUGGACAUGGCGGGUUGAGGAGCAUCCAUACUGAUACGGCGGAGGCGAAGAAGUCGUUGGAAAGACUGCGCGAGUUUGUCAAGAGCAAGGCCGAUGAGGGGAUCGAGGUGGAGGUUGUGCUUGCGCAUGAUCCGAUUUGGAGGAGGGAGAAUGCGCACAAGUGUUGGCCGGGCAAGAUGUAG